Nerophis lumbriciformis (worm pipefish) is the source of this 677-nucleotide messenger RNA. RefSeq names its product smx5 (gene lsm2). Gene Ontology annotation, cellular component: U4/U6 x U5 tri-snRNP complex; P-body; Lsm1-7-Pat1 complex. Gene Ontology annotation, biological process: mRNA splicing, via spliceosome. Gene Ontology annotation, molecular function: RNA binding. The record is from RefSeq and is a predicted model, not a curated record. Lineage: Eukaryota; Metazoa; Chordata; Actinopteri; Syngnathiformes; Syngnathidae.
CUCACUCGCUGCCGCGCUUAUAUGACGUCACGCCGCGUCAUUGACAUCCGACGGAACGCCGCACAAGUCAAAACGGAGUCGCAAUCAUGCUCUUCUACUCCUUCUUCAAGUCGCUGGUGGGCAAAGAUGUGGUGGUGGAGCUGAAGAACGACCUCAGCAUAUGUGGAACUCUUCACUCGGUUGACCAGUACCUGAAUAUUAAGCUCACAGAUAUCAGCGUGACCGAUCCAGAGAAAUAUCCACACAUGUUGUCCGUUAAAAACUGUUUCAUCCGCGGCUCGGUGGUGCGCUACGUGCAGCUGCCCGCCGACGAAGUGGACACUCAGCUCCUCCAGGACGCCGCACGCAAAGAAGCCAUGCAGCAGAAGCAGUGAUGCAUGCUGGGGCGCGGAAGGGAGGGGCGGGGCAUCAAUGAAGAUGGCCAAUCUCAGCUCUCCUCACCUAAGUUGUUUUUUUUUUAACCACAGACUUCUUUGCAGCAAAAUAAUUUUUUACUACUUAUAAUGGAAAUAUCUUCAAUUUCGUUUGGAGUGAAGAAAAGUUGGAGGCCAGCAGAAUCACUUGCAUGACUUUCUUAGUUUACCUUAGUUUUAAUGUCACGUGACUUUUCUUUUGGCCUUGGUAGACUUUGUUUGGUAAAUGCCAGCAUGCGUGGCAAAUAAAGAUACAAAAUCUUA